Glossina fuscipes is the source of this 3966-nucleotide messenger RNA. RefSeq names its product CTP synthase-like. The record is from RefSeq and is a predicted model, not a curated record. The transcript has 4 exons. The coding region runs from base 1930 to 3783 and encodes 617 amino acids. Gene Ontology annotation, molecular function: CTP synthase activity; identical protein binding; DNA binding. Lineage: Eukaryota; Metazoa; Arthropoda; Insecta; Diptera; Glossinidae. Gene Ontology annotation, biological process: regulation of transcription by RNA polymerase II; CTP biosynthetic process; pyrimidine nucleobase biosynthetic process. Gene Ontology annotation, cellular component: nucleus; cytoplasm; cytoophidium.
AUUUUUCAUAUGACGCCUCAUUUCCAAAAAGUUUUUAUAUGAGAAAAAUUUGCAAUAUUCAAUGUUUCCCAACACAAUUAGCUAAGUUAUAAGUGUCUCAAAAUACUACAUUGAUAUAAAGAGUUUGGAUGGAAUAGGCCUGCUUUUUAAGUCGAGUGCAACAUUUCGAUUUAGUUGAAUACGAUGAAGAUUCUAACUCAAUUUUCGCUUUGACAUACAUAUAUAAAACGUUUUUAACGAUAUACAAGUGUAGUAAUGUACAAAUUUGUACACAUACACGUGCAUUUAAGCGUAUAUAUGGUAGAUAUAUACGUAUGAAGCUUUGACAAAGUUAUCGUUGCUGUUAUAUUAUAUGCUAGUGUAAGACGUUAGUGUUGUUAUUGCAGCUAAUAGCUGUGGUGUUGGCGGUGGUGGCGGUGAUGACGAUGGUGAUGAUAUUUUUGUUGCUUUGCUGUUCUGCUGAUGUGCGUUCACAUUUUUGCUACACUUAUUUUUUUUAAAUUAUUUUACUCCGCUCCUGCUCCGUGAUGGCUGUUGAUGAAUUUUGUGCUAGUGAGCUUAAGCUUAAACACGCUUUCCUUCUUAUUCCACUCUAUACUUAUUAUACUUCUCCUAUACUAUGCUGCUAUCGUGUAGGGGCUGUUGUUGCUUUUGAUGAUGUCUACUUUGACAAUCAGUGCGGCGAUGGUGGUGAUGAUGAUGAUGAUGAUGAUGAUGUUGAAGAGCUGUUGUUAUAUUUGUUGUUGUCAUUGUUGUUGCGGUUGUUACUGAAUGUACGUGUGCGUUGUAAAUGCCUGCAUGUCUUGCCCGGCUGACUGUCUGCUUUGUUGGUUACUUUGCUUUGCUUUUCUUGCUUGUUGUUUACUUGCCUGCUGCCUGCCCGCUUUGUUGUGUUUGCUUGCAUGGUUGACGUUUUUCAAUAAAACACGCUGUGUGAGUUGUAUAUUGUUGGGUUUAUUUUUCCUAUAGAUUUCGUGUGCUUCUAUGCAUUGACGUAUGUGCGAGAGUGUGUUUUUAAAUGCUUGUAUAAAUACACGUUCAUUUAUUUUGUUGGUCUGGCUGACUGGUUGACUGACUGCAUAAAUGUUGGCUGCUUGCUUACACUUUUGACUGCCUACCUACCCUCAUAUAAAUAUUUUCCAUUUCAACUCACUGGCUGGAGUCCAAUCAACAUUAAUGACAAUAACUACACAAUAAUAGCCAUUGAGCUGAAGGAGUAACGUAGCUGAAAAGUUAUUUGAAGCUUUUUCUUCUACGACUUGGUUCUUGGUUAUCGCUGCUUGCGUUUCAUUAUGGCCGUUUGGCUGAUGAUAAAAACUAUACUGUAGCUGUUGGCAUUGUGGUCCCUUCACCGUCAUCAUCAUCAUCAUCAUCAUCAUCAUCAUCAUCAUCAUCAUCAUCAUCAUCAUAAUAAACAGCACAUGCUAAGCAGUUUGUUCCUAUAACUCUGGGUGUACAACUCUCUUCCCUUUUCCUCAAAUGUAGUUUUUUACUACAAUUUACUUCGUCUAUUUCUCUUUCUUCUGUUACUGUUGCUUGCGUUGCUGAUUGCUCACCAAAUUUUUUUUUUACUUUGUGGCGAUUUUUUUCUUCUUAUAUUCAUUGUGUACUCCUUGUGUGUUCCUUCCAACAACAACAUCAACAUGAAUAUCGAAAUGAACUAUAGAACACCACCAACAAUAUCGCAUUUGUUUCGCAUGUGCUGCCAUCAGAAUUUCAUCAACUUAGUCAAACUCUGCUUACAAGUGAGUCAAUAAGCAUUUUGCUGAAAAAGGGUUGUGGAAUAGAAAAAGUAAAAAAGGGCGAGGAUAUUGUUUGUUUAUUGCCUUAAAGUCGCAAGCGGUGCUAGCUUGUGUUUAAAGGAAGAAAGUGGUAAAGUAAAUACUGCUACUGUUUGUAGUUUGGACGUUAAAAAAGCAAUUGUCAGCGAUGGCGCCGAAAAAAUCCACAAUUGUUCUAAAUGUUGAGCAAUUCAUCCGUGAUGUUGAGCAACGUCCAGCUAUAUGGAAUCGUAAUUUUCAUUGCAACAAAGCCUUCCUCGAACAGAUGUGGGACGAAUUAUCAACUGAGCACAAUUUGCCGAGUGAAGUUUACGUUCUAGAUGAUGGCAGUGAAGUAGAUUUGGAUUUAGGAAAUUAUGAACGUUUCCUAGAUAUAACGUUACAUCGCGACAACAACAUAACGACCGGUAAAAUCUAUAAAUUAGUUAUUGAGGCGGAGCGCAGGGGCGAAUAUUUAGGCAGAACAGUGCAAGUCAUACCGCAUAUAACCGAUGCAAUCCAGGAAUGGAUUGAACGUGUCGCUCAACAUCCGGUGCGUGACAAUAUAACGCCAGAGGUGUGUAUAGUCGAAUUAGGUGGCACAAUCGGUGACAUUGAAGGCAUGCCAUUCGUGGACGCCUUCAGACAAUUUCAAUUCCACGUCAAACGUGAGAAUUUUUGUGUGGCUCACGUUUCAUUGGUACCAUCACCAUCCUCAACGGGUGAACCAAAAACAAAACCAACCCAAGCAUCGGUGAAAGAAUUACGGGGCUUUGGUUUAAGUCCAGAUUUGAUUGUUUGUCGUUCUGAGGAACCUAUAGGAAUUGAGGUUAAAAAAAAGAUUAGUGAUUUUUGUCAUGUGGCUCCAGAGCAAGUUAUCUGCGUGCAUGACUUAAGUUCCAUUUAUCAUGUACCUCUACUUAUGGAACAGCAUGGUGUUAUUGAAUUUCUGAAAGAACGUUUACAAUUGAGUAUACGACCGGAAAAACGGGAAAACUGUUUGCAACGUUGGAAAAGCUUGACGCGCCGUUCAGAGAAACUGCAUAAGCAAGUCACCAUAGCUCUGGUAGGUAAAUAUACCAAAUUUAAAGAUUCCUAUGAUUCAGUUAUAAAGGCGUUGCAACAUGCCGCCUUGCAAGUGGGCUACAAGUUGAAGCUAAACUUCAUAUACUCCGAACUGUUAGAGUCUAAAACGUUGACAGAGGAUCCUUCCAACUAUCACAAAGUUUGGCAACUUUUAUGCGAAAGUGAUGGCGUUGUUGUGCCGGGAGGAUUCGGUUCGCGGGGCAUAGAGGGCAAGAUUAUCGCCUGCAAGUGGUGUCGUGAGAAUAACAGGCCCUUGCUUGGCAUUUGCAUGGGACUACAGGCAGCUGUUAUUGAAUUCGCCCGCAACGUUUUAAAUCUGAAAAAAGCCAACACAACUGAAAUCGAUCCAACUACCGAGCAUCCAUUGGUAGUUGAUAUGCCGGAACAUCAUUCUACUGAAAUGGGGGGUACAAUGCGUUUGGGUAAACGAAAGACGAUUUUCAAAAGCGAACUCAGCAUCGUUAAGCAGUUGUAUGGUAACCCGCAAUCGGUAGAUGAACGACAUCGUCAUCGAUAUGAGGUAAAUCUCAAAUACGUAAACCAGCUAGAGGAGCAAGGCAUGCGUUUUGUGGGUGUUGAUGAAAGCGGCGAGCGUAUGGAAAUUGUGGAACUACAAAAUCAUCCAUUUUAUGUGGCCACACAAUAUCACCCUGAAUACUUGUCUCGUCCUCUGAAGCCAUCGCCACCUUUUCUAGGUUUAAUUUUGGCCUCGGUUAAAGGCCUAUCAAAAUAUAUUGCCCGUGGUUGCCAUUUAUCACCUCGACAAAUGUCUGAUGCAUCCUCAGAUGAAGAAAUACAAAUGACAACUAAAAUCAACACUUCAAAAUUGAACGGUCAUAGCGAACACUUGCAGCAAGCUAACGGUUGUUUUGUGAACGGUUCUUCGCAAGCAGAGCUAAUAAUAGCAUCUAAUGGGAAAAGCAACGGAGUAGCUUAAACUACCAACGUUCGCUGUUUUUCCCUCAAAAGUAAAAUGAAUCUAUUUUAAAACUAGACGCCAUUUCAGCCAUAGUCGGAAAAGUGAAGAAAUGAAGAAAACUUUUAUUUUCAUUUUUGUUUGUGGUCUAAGCAAGAUCACGCCGUACUGUAUAACUUUUAAGAUUUGUAAAAUGAUAUCCAU